AUGGCCGCGCCCAAACUUAAUAGCGAUAUGGAGAUGGGCAGUGUGCACGGCGACCAGGUCGCCCCGGCCGCCGCCGACGAUACCCAGCAGGAUGACAUCAUGCAGUUCGCCCGGUUAGGCGACAUCAAGGCCAUGGAGAAGCUGUUCGAGCUCAAGGGAUACGAUGCCACCUAUGCCGACGAGGAGGGUAUCACGCCACUACAUUGGGCUGCAAUCAACAAUCAGUACGCCAUGUGCAAGUUCCUCAUCGAAAACGGCGCCGAAAUCAACCGCAAGGGCGGCGAGUCGGUAGCCACGGCUCUGCAGUGGGCAGCCCAGCGAUGCCAUUACUACACCGUCAAUCUCCUCCUCCAGCACGGCGCCGACCCCCUCAUCACCGACUCGCAGGGCUACAACACGCUGCACAUCUCGACCUUUAACGGGAACGUCCUCCUCAUCGUCCUCCUCCUCCACCAGGGAAUCCCCGUCGACGUCGUCGACAGCUACGGCCACACGGCCCUUAUGUGGUCCGCUUACAAGGGUCUGCCCCAGUGUGUCGACAUGUUUCUCCGCUGGGGCGCCAGCGUCCACGCCACCGAUGAGCAGGGCUUCACGGCUCUGCACUGGGCACUCGUCAAGGGUAACCCCUUCUGCGUCCUCAAGCUCAUCGAGUAUGGUGCCGAUCGCUUCGCCAAGACGCACACGGGAAAGACACCCGCCGCCACCGCCGCAGACCUGGGUACCGACCAGGCCUGGUUCUCGGCCCUGCGCGAGUGCGGAUACGACGAGGACGGCCACCCUGUCACCCCGCCUUGGCCGGGCGCCCAGUAUUUCAUUCGCGACAAGCGGCUCUUUGUUCUCCGAUUCACCUUCCUCUGCCCCUUUGUCCUCGUCUGGGCCAUUGCUAUGGUCCUCUCUCACGCACCGGUGCUCCUCGCCGUGCCGCUCGCUGGCUUUGUCGGAUUCUCCAUCCAGUGGGCUGCACAGCAAGUCCUCGACUACGCCCCUCCUAGUCUGAGGGCCUUUCACAAGACGCCCUGGCUCACCGGCAUCUUCGCCGGCUCCCUAUUCCUCGUAGGCGUCGACUGGUUGUUUGUCGUCCUGCCCGUCACCGUCACGGCAGGCGAGUCUCAGGGUUCCCGAUCGCAUUUCCUGCUCAACCUCGUCCUUGCCGCCCUCCUCGGCCUCACCACCUAUUUCUACAUUGUCUCGAUGCGAAAUGAGCCCGGAUACGUGCCCAAGCUCAGCGGUAUCUCGGAACAAAAGGCCGUCAUUGACGAGCUGCUUGCCUCGUGGAAGUAUGACGAGUUCAACUUUUGCAUCACCUGCAUGACUCGGAAACCUCUGCGUAGCAAACACUGCAAAGCCUGCCAGCGAUGUGUUGCCAAGCAUGACCAUCACUGCCCUUGGGUCUACAACUGUGUGGGCGUCAACAACCACCGUCACUUUUUCCUCUACAUCAUCUGCCUGACGCUGGGCAUCCUCACCUAUGACUGGCUCUUGUACUACUACUACGACACCGUCUCGCGCGCCGGCUCCGACAGCUGCAGCUUCCUCAGCCCGAACCUCUGCCAACUCGUCAACGUCGACGCUUACACGCUCAUCCUGGCCAUCUGGGCAUCCCUCCAACUUCUGUGGGUGACAAUGCUCCUGUUCACGCAGUCGGUGCAGGUUGCCCGCGCCCUUACAACGUACGAGAACAUGUACGGCGUCCACGACAGCGGCACGACAACGGCAUUCACAUCGACGGGCCACCCUCUCGACCCGAACCACCCGUCCAUCUCGGCCCCCAGCGACAACGCAGGCGGCCACAAGACCAAGGUCGGCAAGCUCAAGCAGUGGAGCCGCGUGCUGGGCAUCGACCCCUUCAUCGAGACGAUUGCCGGUCGGGGCGCCGCGGCGGGCAGCAAGCGCAUACGCAAGAAGAACCCCUACACGAGGGGAUACGCCGUCAACUGCAAAGACUUCUGGUGCGACCCCGCGCCCGUCUUUGGUAAGAGGGAGAAUGGCACGGCUAUCCUCGGUGGGAGCCCUGUCGAUUAUACGGUCAUGUACGAGAGCCCUAGACUCAUGAGCCUCAGCGGAGGGAGGGGUCGUGACGGGUACGAAGCAGUUGGGACAGAGGUGGUGUAA
This is a messenger RNA of Geosmithia morbida, 2112 nucleotides long. Its product is annotated as palmitoyltransferase ZDHHC13/17. Gene Ontology annotation, molecular function: protein binding; palmitoyltransferase activity. Bases 1 to 2112 code for a protein of 703 amino acids. Gene Ontology annotation, biological process: protein palmitoylation. Lineage: Eukaryota; Fungi; Ascomycota; Sordariomycetes; Hypocreales; Bionectriaceae. The transcript has 3 exons. The record is from RefSeq and is a predicted model, not a curated record. Gene Ontology annotation, cellular component: Golgi membrane.